UAUCUGCAAAUCCAGCCACCACAAUUAAUAACAAUAAAUAAAUCUCUGAAUAAUCAAGUCACUGGAGUUGUUCCUACCACUCUUUACUUCAUUCAUUCAUGAUCCCCACGUCGUCCUGUUUCCUCCUCCACUCAUCCUAUUCACAAUUUCAAUUUUCAGAUUUCAUUUCCUCCCCCAAUCCCCCAAAACCAAGAAUCAAUAAAAAAUUCAAAAAGAAACCCCCAAUUCGAUUCGAUUCCAUUGAUUCGUUCAAUUUCAAUUUGGGGGAAGAAAAAUAAAGAAAAGAAAUGACAGAGGUGCUCCAUUCCCACUCUUCGUCAUCUUCCCCCACCCACAAUGCCACGUUGUUCCACUCGACUCAGUCGUACGGUGACGUGGCCGAAGACAACGACGACGAUGAUGAUGACGAUAGGGUUAGGGAGGAAGAGAAAAGGGAGAGCGACAGGAGAAGUCGGGAUCAGCUCUCGCUUCUCGCACUUUUGCUCACUCUCUUUAGGAAGACCUUUUGGUCCUCCGCUUGUAAGGCCAGCGACGGUUCCGACGCUUUCUCCGCCGCCGCCGCCGGGGCUAUGGAAAUUGGAUGGCCUACCGAUGUGCAGCACGUGAAUCACGUGACCUUUGAUAGGUUCGAUGGGUUUUUGGGAUUGCCAGUCGAGUUUGAGCCUGAGGUUCCGAGAAGACCUCCCAGUGCUAGUGCCACUGUUUUUGGAGUCUCCACAGAAUCCAUGCAGAUGUCGUACGACGCGCGCGGCAAUAGCAUUCCGACUAUCCUUCUUCUUUUGCAGAGGCACUUGUAUUCACAAGACGGCCUGCAGGCAGAAGGAAUAUUCAGAAUUACUGCCGGCAAUAGCCAGGAUGAGUUCGUCCGGGAGCAAUUAAACAGAGGCGUCGUUCCUGAAGGCAUAGAUGUGCAUUGCUUGGCCGGGCUGAUCAAGGCUUGGUUCCGAGAACUCCCGAGAGGCGUGCUCGACUCCCUUUCUUCCGAGCAGGUGAUGCAGUGCCAGUCGGAAGACGACUGCGACGCUCUCGUACGACUCCUGCCGGCGACCGAGGCCGCUCUCUUGGACUGGGCUGUCAAUCUAAUGGCCGAUGUCGUCCAAGAGGAACAUUACAACAAGAUGAACUCGCGCAACAUCGCCAUGGUUUUCGCCCCCAACAUGACACAGAUGGACGAUCCGUUGACAGCGCUGAUGUACGCCGUGCAAGUGAUGAACUUCCUCAAGACUUUGAUCGAGAAAACUCUCCGAGAGCGACAGGAUCCCGUUUUGGAACAAGCUUCGGUUCCCAACAUGGAGCCGUCCGACGACAAUGGGCACCCGAGCAUCGGCGAGCUGGACGGGAACGCCGCCUCGGAAUCGAACGACGACACACCGCCGCCGCCUUUUGCGGCGGAGGAUCCCGACGCCAAGGAUUAUCUCAGCUACUCGACUUCCACCGAAGAAGAAUCCGACGGGACGGGGUCCUCCUCCGAAGCCCCGUUUCUGGAAAAAUCGGAAUCCAAAAUUGGCGGCUCGCCGCCUCCGACGAAAGCGGACAACAUUGUCGCCGUCGCCGCCGUCGGAAAUUUGAGCCGCGCGAACUCUAUGACGGAACGGUGAUUGUUUCUUUUCUUCUUCUUUCUUCAUCUUUAACCGACACUGUCGUCGACUUUAUGAAGACACAAUUACAAUCUUGUCUGUAACUGUAUUUUUUCUGGUUAUCCACUGUCAACUGAAAAUCUUUUGAAAUUUAUUGGACGAUGACGAUGAUGA
This is a messenger RNA of Andrographis paniculata, 1751 nucleotides long. RefSeq names its product rho GTPase-activating protein 5. Gene Ontology annotation, molecular function: GTPase activator activity. NCBI's taxonomy places the organism in Eukaryota, Viridiplantae, Streptophyta, Magnoliopsida, Lamiales, Acanthaceae. The transcript is spliced from 5 exons. Bases 288 to 1598 code for a protein of 436 amino acids. The record is from RefSeq and is a predicted model, not a curated record. Gene Ontology annotation, biological process: signal transduction.